GGAUAUUUCUCCGCCAUGGAGGCUCAGCUGUGCGAGCUCCAGCACCAGCUCAAUAAUCACAAGAAUAACGACGUCGAUAUGGUUCAUCAGCAAUUGCUACGUCGCGUCUUUCAAAUGUGCGACGUCCAACGCAGAGGUCACAUCUCAAUUGAUGAUCUACUCGAACUCGGACAAUCUUAUCUCGGACAGGAUACUAAGGACUUGGCGGAUGCUCUACGCUCCCUAGAUCCGCUUGGUGAUGGCACGCUGACAUUCGAUGAAUUCUGCAGAGGCGUCGGAUCCAUCAUACAGCAAUCACCUGCAGAAGGCGCAACCUCACGAGACCUGACAUCAUCCUCUUCUUCCUCCUCUCCAACGAAACGGAGCCGGACGCUGAUCGAUUGGAGCGAAUUGACCAUGCCAUUGGCGACGGACGCGGGCGACCAUUCGACGGCGACAGAAGCGGCUCAUCUCAUUGUCAACGACGAAGACAUCCUGCUGGCCUCGGUCGACGGAAGCGCGGCCGGCAAGAGACGGAAUUCCUCCUCGGACGACGUCGAUUCCGGUUACAGCAAGAGCAGCACCCCGACAGACUCUGCGCCGACGACGGGCAGCGUUAGUGGCUGUUCCAGCAUGUCUGAGAGGGAAAUCAGCUUCGAAGGCUACGGCGAGGCGGACCAUUCGAUCGAGAACGGUGCGCCUAGCGACGCCGACGCCAAUCCAGUAGCUCCGAUGAUUGGGAGCCGGGCCAGCUGGAUGAAUGGAAUGCUGCGGAACAGUUUGCGGCGAUCCGAUUACAACAGUCAUGGCGAUGGCGCUUUCAGUCGACGCUACGGAUCUUUACGCCUUCCCAGUAAACGAGGCGUUGGUCUAGCAGCCGGUUCGAACGCCCUGGCGAGUCAAUUGUAUAGCAAGAACGUCAACAACACGUCGAGUCGCAGCUCCAACGGCGGCGACAACGAAGAUUUCUGCUCGGACGCCAGUCUCGAAGACGACGUCGUCGAUCUCGGCCACAAGGUUCAAAUUCUACAGCAGCAAAUUACCGCCCUGGCCGACACGCAGUUCAGCAGCGAUGACCGAUACAGCCGCAGCAAGCAGGAGAACGCCGCCCUCACCGCUAGGUUGCAGAUGCUGGAGGAGAGCUUGCGCGACGUCGAACUGCGAGCCGCCCAGCAACUCACAGAAGAGCAACGACGGAACAAGGAACUGAUCGUGCGCGUCGAGCGUGAGAAGCAGCUGGAAAUCGAGAACUGCACCAUCAAGUUGCAAGCGGCCGAAAGAGAAGUGGAGCUAACUCGGGAAGAGUGCGCCAGACUGCGCGGGCAGACGGAGCGAUUGCGCGGCGAGCGCUCUGCCCUCCAGCAGCGGCUCUGCGAAGCGGAAACGAGUCUGCUGGAAGGGCAGGAAGAGCUGAGACGAAUGGGCGAUUUGGUGAAACGCGAGCGCGAGACAUGGGCCCUGGAGAACGCAAAUGGCAAGCAACUGGCGGCCGAGCUUUCGCGUGAGGUCGACUUGCUUCGCACCGCCCAACAACACAACCAGCACUACAACGACAGUGGCGAAGUGACACCCAGUGCUGCCCGUGUCCGCGAACUGGAGAACGAAAUCAAAGCGCUCAAACAGCAGAACAGCAGUCUUCGCGAAGCGAACGACGAACUUCAGGCGCAACUUUUCUCGCGCGGAUUGGAAGAAGGCCGGACGUUGUUGAGUGAACAUUUAACUUGCAACAGCCUGGCGGCUGAGUUCGAAGUCAUGAGUCAAGAUGAUAUCCGGACGGCUCUGCGCGAACAGCAGGAAGUCAACGCCCAGCUGCGCUCCUACAUUGAAGGCAUCCUCUUGACGAUCGUCGAGAACCAGCCGUCUCUUCUCGAGCGGAAACCCCCGCAGUGAUUUAGAAACAAUCCAAGAUCAACAUCCUUCCACACAUUCCUUUCAACGCCUUGGGAAAGAAAAACAAAGAACCAAACCAGCAAAAUAAGAAUCAAGAAAGAAAUCGAUAAAGACGUCAAUAAGCCAUGAAACGAAGACAACAAAAAAAAAAUAAAAUAAUAAUAACUUUAUAUGCCAGACAAAAAUUGACAUUAUUAUUAGGAAGAAGAAAAAAAAAGGAGUGUAAACGGGAACCAAAAUUCGUAAUGUAGAUCCCAUGCCCCAUUUUGUACAUAGAGAGCGUGCCCCUCCACUGUAUCCCGUCGAGUAAUAUUAACAAACCAUUCUUUAAAAAAAAAAAAAAAAAAAAAAAAGAAGAGGAAAAGAAUCCAUCACUUGUGUUUGGUCUCGCUCCAAACUUAGUUCAGCUACCCCCCUCUUUUUUUUGUAUGUAUGUUUGUGCGAUGUUUGCAUGCCUGACAAUUUAGGAAAGUAGAACAGUUAUGAUGAAAAUAAUUAGACUUAAGUAUUUUUCUUUUUUUUUGUUUUCGGCCCUGACCGAUGUGUUACUGCGAAACAGCAGACGUACGAGAAUGUUCAGUAGAAAAGAGAAUCAACAAAACAAUUAGUAAUAACCACCGUCUGGCCUUGCGGGAAACUGUGAUAUAUCUUAAACUUCAUGGACGAACGGGGGAGAUUGAAACAAGUAAAAAUAUGGGUGUAGCGUUGGCCACCUGCAUGUUACUCUGCGUGUCUACUGCGCGCACGUUUGAGCAAUCUUUCUCAUCACUUAAUUGUUUUCCACUUUCUUUGUAAUAUCCGUACCAUCCUUUAACGAGACAACGGGCAACUCUCCCUUUCAUUACGUCUAUUAGAUGAAAUUGUGUUUAUAUUAGCCUAUCCAUCGUCCUACUUCUUCUACUUCUGUUUUUAUGAUCUUUAAACAAACAAAAAAAGUGAGAACGAAUACGGUACUUGGACUGUUAAUUCUAUGCGUUCAAAAUUUAAAAAGAAACAAUUCUGAAAACUUAUUGCGUAGUCAUGUCUGCUGUCUUUAAUUCUUUUCACAAUGUAUUCUUUUUUUUUUUUUCCAUCACGUGUAUACAAAAAGUCGGAUUUCUUCGUUUGUUGAUGAAUAAAACAGAAACUGAGGUUUGA
Daphnia carinata is the source of this 3006-nucleotide messenger RNA. It is a transcript of the gene nuf, whose product is annotated as rab11 family-interacting protein 4-like. The transcript is spliced from 13 exons. The coding region runs from base 16 to 1869 and encodes 617 amino acids. Gene Ontology annotation, biological process: regulation of cytokinesis; endocytic recycling. Gene Ontology annotation, cellular component: endocytic vesicle; recycling endosome membrane; midbody. Gene Ontology annotation, molecular function: calcium ion binding. Lineage: Eukaryota; Metazoa; Arthropoda; Branchiopoda; Diplostraca; Daphniidae. The record is from RefSeq and is a predicted model, not a curated record.